GACCCAUUGUUGUGAAGAUUCAUCUUAAUAUCGCAGUUUGAUCCGAAAGCAAACGAAGAUUCGUUUGGUGCUGAAUUACAAAUUACUGUACCGGCCGGUACAGUAAGUACGAUACUCGUACUUGUCUUUUACGUACUAGAAGUAAUGCACAGGGGUCAUAAAUUUAGGACCCCUGCUACGCUACAGUAAUGCAUUGGUAUUGUUGUACCUGUACGACUACUCGACAAAUAGUGUAACGUAGACUAGCCUACUACAGUAGAGAGAGAACUGUAGCAAAAAGUACGAACGGUACAUACUGUACGUUUCAUCCAUACGGUACGGAAGAACUGAACCCGCGAACACAUUCUGCGAAUCCGCAGGCGGCGCGAACAUCAUGUGUACGUACGUACUGGUUUAGUAAAUCGGAUGUACCACGAUUUGUUUGAGGUACGUACCGUAAGAGGUCCCAAAAAUUGUGAUCCAAAAUGCGCGAGGGUCUUUCUAUCAUUUUUGUUCUUUCGUGGUAGAUCGCUGUCGUCGUAUCACGACCUUUCAUUUCUGAACUUUCGCUAGAACUUUUCGGUGCAUUGCAUUGGCUUCUGCUCAUCUUCCAGUUCUCGUUAUUAUUUUACUCCGAACCGUACCCAAUUGUACAUUCCAACUCCCGUCGGCACAUUGCAAGUACCAAGAAGACCAAGACUCAUAAUGAAUUUCUCCACAAGAACCUUCCUCAUUGCAUUGGCUGUAGCGGUGGCAACGACAUCUGUGUCGUCGUUUUCCACCGUAUCACCUGUGCUUCGAUCUUCGACAACGACGAUACCAUCGAUUCGCAAUGUUGGUCUCAUUCGUGCGAGCACGGCCGCUGGCAACAGUGAUGGUGCUGUCACAAACAAAAUUAUCAAACAACUAGAACGAGAUGAAGCGAAAAUGAUUAAGAAGAGAGAAGCUGCUAUGGAAAAAUUGAAUAAGGUCGAAGCGUCGUUAAAUCAGUUGCAGAGCAAAAAGCAAGAAUACUUGAAUGGCAGCAAGCUCGACUCGACUCCCGCUGCAAAUUUCUCUGAAACGACUGGAAGAUCCGCUGUUAAAGCGUUGAUGUGGCGUGUCAUCGCUGGAAGUGUGACAUUUAUCACUUCCUUCAAGUUCUCGGGAUCCGUUGCGACCGCUCUGUCAAUUGUCGGAUCAGAUUUCCUUUCCAAAUCAUUCACGAUGUUCAUUGGUGAACGCCUCAUGAAUAAGUCACAAGCUGGAAGAAAGUCCGGAGCCGACGGUGCUGGACGCUCCUUGAUGAAAGCCUUGGUCUGGAGACUUUUUGCCAUCUGCAACACUUUGACCAUGGCCAUUUUCAUCGCCAAGGAUAUCAGCAUUGCCUCGAAGAUCGCAGGUUCGGACGCCAUCUUCAAGACCGCUCUCAUGUUUGUCUACGAACGAGUUUGGGCGAAGAUCGAAUGGGGCAAAGAAUACCAAGUGGAAUACAAUCUCUAAGAGAAGCCGAUACUUGACUUUUGUGUGUCUAAUUUCGACACGAUUUGGAUUUGCGCAUCUGCAGUUCUCACAACCGAGAUUACGUACAGAAUGAGAACCAGAUAAACAGAAGAGUAUGAUCACCAGGCAUCAUGGUAUCGAAAACAAUGAACUAAACUUUAUCAA
Pseudo-nitzschia multistriata is the source of this 1626-nucleotide messenger RNA. NCBI's taxonomy places the organism in Eukaryota, Bacillariophyta, Bacillariophyceae, Bacillariales, Bacillariaceae. The record is from the annotation of a GenBank genome assembly.